This is a messenger RNA of Penaeus chinensis, 1149 nucleotides long. RefSeq lists its product as uncharacterized. Lineage: Eukaryota; Metazoa; Arthropoda; Malacostraca; Decapoda; Penaeidae. The transcript is spliced from 4 exons. Bases 182 to 610 code for a protein of 142 amino acids. The record is from RefSeq and is a predicted model, not a curated record.
CCCCAUUCAUCAGGAAGAAGAGGUAGUCCACAACAAGGGCGCAGGAGUGAUAGUUGGUGGGACGAACCUGGUGUUGCAGAGUGUGCAGAGGCCUGACGCCGGCAGGUACACGUGCAGGGCUACGAACUCUGUUGGAACAUCAAGAAGCAACGCCGUCACUCUCAGCAUCCAGUACGGGCCGAUGUGUGCUCAGGGCCGUGUCACCGUUACAGCUGUAGAAGGCGAGGUCGUGACUCUCCGAUGUGAGGUCGACGCUUACCCUGCAAACGUCACGUUCCACUGGCUCUUCAAUAAUACCGUCGAUUCUACGCGCUUCAGGAAGAGCGAGUACACGGUCGAGGGCGUUGUCUCCCGCCUGCGUUACGUGGCCUACUCCGCCCGCGACUACGGCACGGUGUUCUGCUGGGCGUCUAAUCUCGUGGGCGCGCAAGAAGACCCCUGUGCCUUUGUUCUACAGCCCGCUGGCGCCCCAGACAGCGUGCAUGAUUGUGUGUUGACUAACCAAUCAGCGGGUUCACUCCACAUCACGUGCAAGGCAGGGGCCGACGGUGGACUCACGCAGAAAUUCCGGUAUGUACGAAGGAAAUUAGAAAUAGAUAGAAAAAAAUAAGAACAAAAUAGAAAAAAAAAGGUAAGGAGUUUAAAUAAUAAUAAUAAUAAUCAGAGAGAAAAAAAAAUAGCGAAAAUAUCAAAGAAAACAAUAAAAACGGGGAAAAAAAUAAAAACAAUAAAAAAUAAAAGAAUAUGAAAAAGAGAGAAGCGAAAAAGACUAAUAGAUAAAAAUAUAUAAUUAUGUGUGUGACUGCACGCUUUCCUUCGUCACGAAAUCGUGCGUCCCCACAUCACGCACGCUAAACAAUACAAAGGAACAUUUAAUCGCAUUACUCACAUUUCAGCCCUUUAUCUGCCCCCUCUUCGUACAUAAUGUCUGCCCCCAACGGUAAUAAACAUGACAAAUGCUUAAUCAACUUAUCUUCAACUCAAUGCUGACGAAAAUUCACGAGAAUUGUAUUUGUCCAACUUACAGCACACCAAAGGCACCUUAGCAUAAUUCCUCUGUCUCCUACCAUUGUGGUCUGUAAGCAAAAUAUAAUCAGCUUAUGUCUGCCAUUGUGUUGUAUAACCAACUUUAAACUGUCACUGUCUAAG